This is a messenger RNA of Hemibagrus wyckioides, 5531 nucleotides long. It is a transcript of the gene zmym4.1, whose product is annotated as zinc finger MYM-type containing 4, tandem duplicate 1. Bases 220 to 4815 code for a protein of 1531 amino acids. The record is from RefSeq and is a predicted model, not a curated record. NCBI's taxonomy places the organism in Eukaryota, Metazoa, Chordata, Actinopteri, Siluriformes, Bagridae. Gene Ontology annotation, molecular function: zinc ion binding. The transcript has 28 exons.
ACAAGCGGGGAGUGUACUACUACUACAACAACAACAACGUGCGGAAGUAGUAAUUUCGCGGGAGUUCUCCACGCUCUAGUCCCUAAUCUCCGUCUCGUAUGAUCACGCAUAUCGUCUCACACCGUGCAGAUCAUCGUGCGGUCCGUGUGCAUGGUCACUUUUGCGUGACUGCAAGCCGGCUGAGACUUCUGCAAUAUAUAAGAAGAGACUGAUACACAGAUGGAUGCUGCUUUGCCUGUUGAAGAGAAACCUGCCAGUGUAAGUGCUCCAGAUCACACAAGUUCCUCCAGCUUGGACUUCCCAAAUGUCAGGCAAAAGGUGGACAGUGAGAAACCUGGGAAUGGCGAAGUAAAAAUAGAGGUGGAUGAGAAAGACCAUCAGAUCAGCCAUAAAGAAGAGCCUGAAAAUGAGGGGAUGAGUCCAGAAGAAAGAGGCAUAAAAGAGGAAGAGAUGGCGUCAAAGCAUGGAAACUGUGCAGAAGAACGGAAAGAGAGUGAGGAUAUGGCUGAGGAGAAGAAUAAUACCGGCCAGGAGGAGGAGGAGGAGGAAGAGAAGAACAUAUCACAGGUACAUUCGGAUCUAAGCCUCCAGCUAGAUAAAGAUAAAACACUAGACGAGAAUAUUUUGGACAAUGAAGGAAAAGAGGAUAUGGAAGAGAUGGAGGAGACAUCUGAGGAAAAGAACAAAACGGAAGAAAUGGAGCACGAGAAUUCAGAGCAAUAUCGGGAACCCAAAGUCAUGGAUGUAAAUGUAGUUGGGGCAGUUACCCCUGAAGGAGAAGGCGUAAAAGGCGACCCAGAAGAGAAGAUGCAGGUGGCUGAUCCGGAAGCUGCAGAGCCUUUUGUGAACGUAGGUUUGUUUGAAGCCAAAACCGAAAGCUGUUUGGGUGAGGAACGCUCUGAGAAGGUUUCUGAAAGCGCAUCACAAGACUCAUCUGAAAGCUUGAUUAAAACAGAAAACCAUACAAAUCAAGAUUGGGAGAAGAAACUGCCUGGACACACACCGGAGCAUUCUGUCCAUCCUGAAAUGGAGGCUGAGAAAAAGACGGCUCCUCCCACUUCUGCUUCCCUUCUCGUGAAGAUCAAGGAUGAACCUGUGGACGAGGAAUAUGAGAAAGCUCUUGGUCCUCAGGCUCCAGCUGGAAACAUCAAGGACGAGCCAGAUACAUCUGAAGAAUUUGGCCAGAAGACCUCAGAGCAGAUCAAGAUCAGUGCUGUGUUCUCCGUCGGUGGGAGCUCCAUGGAAUUAGGAUCUCCAGUUGUGGCUGCUGCAGCAAAUGCCCCAUCGAACACCUCAGUGCCCGUCCCGUCUUUAAAAUCUGCCACAUCCCUGUGUGUGGUGUGUUCAGGCUGUAAAAAAAUCCUGCUAAAAGGCCAGACAGCAUUCCAGCGUAAAAGCAGCCCUCAGCUUUACUGCUCACCGCGCUGCCUCUACAGCAGCACAUCUGCAGAGUCGGUGGCCAUGACUAGCUCUAAAAAAUCCUGCUAUUACUGCCUCAAAAACAUUCCAAACCCAAAGGAUGUCAUCACUGCUCCUGUGGACUCAGACAAAUCAGUAAAGGAUUUCUGCAGUCAGAAAUGUCUCAGUGCCUUUAACUACAAGAGGGACAGUGCAUUUUCUGCACUUGCCACAAAAUGCAGCAUGUGUCAAAAAUCCUGCACUAUUCGCCAUGAGGUGAACUUCAUGGGCAGUGUUCAUAAGCUAUGCAGUGACGCCUGCUUUCAUCAGUUCCGCGCAUCCAAUAAGCUCAGCAUGAACUCCUGCAUAACGUGUGGAGGCUAUUGCUACAGCGGCGAUGACAAGGGCACAACCUUGUUAUUGGACGGCAGCGCUAAGAAGUUUUGCAGCCAAAACUGUCUCUCCACCUUUAAAAAGAAGUACACGAAGGUCGUGCCCUGUACGAUGUGCAGAGUUUACCGAACCAUAACAGAAAUGGUGGAAAGCAUAAAUUCCGAGGGUAACACAGAGCUCUUCUGCUCCACUGCAUGCGUGACUGCUCACAAAGUGCAGACGGUCAGCUCGUCAGGUUCUGCACUGAAAUGCAACCACUGUAAGAAGGUUCUUGUGCCUCAGUAUCACCUCGCCAUGUCAGACGGUACCAUCCGUAACUUCUGCUGCUUCACCUGUGUUGUAUCAUUUCAGGAUGCCUUCAACAAGACAAAUACUCAGAGCAACCAGCUUAAUGUUGCUCCUCCUCUUAGCACCACUCAGUUGAAGUCUGCCCCCACGGUGCAGCCUGUAUCUGCAGAGUCCAGCUCGCCCAGCGUAACCCAAAACUCCUCAGUGACCAAAUUCUCCUGUGUACAGUGUCAGCGUUCAUUCUUCUCCAAACCUGAGCUGCUGGAAUUUAAGGGAAAGAUGUACGUGUUCUGUGAUAAGACAUGCAUUGACGAGUUCAGGAGAACACACUACAUCAUGGCACAGUGUGUGUACUGCAAAAUCGAAAAGGUGGUAAAGGAGGUGAAGAGGAUUAAUAAUGUGGACUGCUCUUUCUGUAGCGAAGGCUGCAAACUUCUCUACAAGCAUGACCUUGCUAAACGCUGGGGAAAGAGACAUUGUCGCAACUGUCUCUACUGCAGCAGCACUUCCCAGACUGUCAUGACCAGCAUCUUUUCUGGUAAACAAGAGGAGUUCUGUGGGAACGAAUGCCUCUCUCAGUACACAUUGUUAUUCUGUGAGGUGGCCAAAUGCAGCAUGUGCAAACGUGCGAGGAAGAUGACGGAGUCAGUAAAAUGGCUGAAUGACAUGAAACACUUCUGUAACCUCAAGUGUCUGAUGCUCUUCUGUAGUCAACAAGCGUGCACUACGAUCUCUCCUGGAAAUGCUUCUAAACCUUCUCUUACUCAAAGCUCGACAGUGCCAAUCUCCAUAGCACCUGUGGCACAUUCCACCACCACCAACAAACCAACUCUUCCAUCAUUGGUUCCAAAAGAGGCCACGCCUGUUAUCGCCAAUGUUAUCUCGCUGUCCAGUGCCACCAAUGGACAGCCUAAUGUCCUGGGAAGUGCAGCAUUGCAAGGAACUGUCCCUACUGUUGUGAAGCUGUUAGGACAUGCCAGCACACAGACGGAUAGUGUGAAGACUCCCACUGUUCCCCCGAGAAUCCUGAAGAACAAAGCUUUGCUGUGCAAACCGAUGAACCAGAACAAGGGCACAUCCUGCAAACCCAACACUUCCAAUAUUAACACACAAACAGAUGAAACCCCACCUAAAGUAAUAGUGUUACCCUUACCAGUGCCUGUGUUUGUUCCUGUGCCUAUGCACCUCUUCACACAGUACACACCACACCCUGUUGGACUUCCUUUUCCGGUGCCAGUGCCUAUGUUUCUGCCCACUACUCUGGACAGUGCUGAGCGAAUAGUAGAGACCAUUCAGAAGAUCAAAGAAAGAAUCCCAGACAACCCUCUGGAGGCCGACCUGAUCAUGAUGGCAGAUAUGGUGGCGGAGGACAGUGAGAAGGACAAAGCUGUCUCCCAAGGAGACCAGGAUGAUAAUUUUAUCGAAGAUUUCGAUUUGGAAGCCCUCUCCAGCCACCUAAGUUGGGAGGACGACAGCAUCUCCAGCACCUCCCGAUGGGUACAUAACUCAGAGUCUGAAAAAGUGCCACCAUCCAGAGAGGCAGAGCAGUCUCCUCCCAGCCCACCCCCACAAGAGUCCCAAAUGGACCUGGAGGCAGAUUUUCCAGUCGCAGAGAGCAUUGAGCAUUUGGAACACCGCACACAGGAAGACAAGCCCGUAACCACCAGGGCGAAAACGCGCAAGAAGAAUCGUGAUUGUUUCUCUCACAAAAAACGAGCUCGUAAACGCGCAGAAGCUCCUCAGUCAUCAGCAGCUGAUGUUCCUCACCCGACUAAAGUGCACACUGAAUACGGCAUUCAGGCAUGGAAGAGCUGGGUACGCUGGAGGGAAACGCAGCCUACUAUGGAGAUGCCCAAAUUUGGCUCACGUAACAUUACAAUAAAGGAGGACCUGUUACAGUGCACCACGGCUGAAUUGAGCUACGGCCUCUGUAAGUUCAUCAGUGAAGUUCGUCGCCCUAAUGGAGAAAAGUACAAACCAGACAGCAUCUAUUACCUCUGCUUAGGCAUUCAGCAGUACCUUUUUGAGAAAAGCAGGAUGGAGAACAUCUUCACUGACUUUUUCUACACUAAAUUCAGUCAAAUUUUGUCCAGUUUACUGAAAGACUGGAAACCCACUAUACUUCCAAGUGGCUACGUGCACUCUCGAAUGGAAGAAGAGUAUCUGUGGGAGUGUAAACAGUUGGGCGCUUUCUCCCCGAGCGUGCUCCUCAACACUCUGCUUUACUUCUUCACCAAGUUCUUCAACUUUAAGACUAUAGCACAGCACCGGCGCCUUUCCUUCGCCCACAUCAUGCGCUGCACGCGCUCACAAAGCAACGGGAGCAAGAUGUCCUGCCUCCGCUUUUACCCUCCCGUGCACAAAGAAAACAAAAAUACAUCGAACGAAGAAACAGAUGGCGUCCCUGCCAAGAGGAAAAAAGAAGAGGAAGAGGAGGAAGGAGUGGUGCUGGAGAUGCAGGAGAAUGUUGAAAACCCUCUCCGUUGUCCCGUUAGACUCUAUGAGUUCUAUCUCUCCAAAUGCUCAGGCACGGUAAAGCAGCGCACCUCUGUCUUCUAUCUACGUCCAGAGCGCUCGUGUAUCCCCAACAGCCCCUUGUGGUUCUCCCACAUGUCACUGGAUGACAGCGAGCUGGAGAGCAUGCUCGGUCGCAUCCUCACCAUCCGAGAGAUCCAUCUGGAGACUGAAAAGCCUCUGAACGUUUCUGAAUCAGAGAACCAAAGUGAUUCAGAAUAACACAACAGUGAUGCUUCAUCUACAGACCAGAUGCUUUAAAACAGGAGAUGAACGGCUCUAGAAAGCCACUUUGUGAUGAGCCGAGUUCUUGCUAUGUUUCUUGUUAAUGUGUCUCAGACUUUGUCGAGGACGUAGCGGUGCUCAGUAAGGAGAAACGUGGCUGGAAUCCAAAUCUACAAGCGCACAAUAUUCAAUUUCAGUCCUGUAGAUCAUUCUGCGGUGCUUUUUGUUCACUAUUCUGUUUCAAACGGUUCACAUUUUACAAAAUAACACACACUGUCUAAAAUCACACCAUCGGACACACUCGAAGAGUCUCUUGAGUUCUGAGUGGCAAAGCAUGAUACGAACUGUUGUAUAGUGCUUUACAUUUACCUGCUUGUAUAAGCUCAUUCAUAUCAUCAUGAAACACUUCCGUUCACUUCUUGUGAUAUUUGGCAACACUAGAUCACAAUAGAUCUCUGUUUCACCCAUUUUUGUGUAAGUAUAUUUUUGUUUUUGAAUCAGUGUUUUGUUUGAUUUUAUGAAAUCCGUCCAUGUCUCAGAAACGCCACCAAACGUCUCUCAGAUUGCAGGUUUUAUUUUCUUCAAUAACUUUUUUUUUUAACUGCUAAGAAAUCCAGCAAAUACUUUAAAUAAUUCAAACAAUUAAUAUGCUAAGAAAAAUCAUGUUUUGUGAUUUUUUUUGAAAAUAAUAAAUAUGAAAUACUGAUAAAGUU